UCCCUAUGGCAUCGUCUUUGCUCACAAUGGCAAUCUCACGAACACUCAAGACCUAAAGCGAUUCCUCGACACAGACGCUCACAGACAUAUUAAUACGGAAUCUGAUUCGGAAUUAUUACUCAAUAUAUUCGCCAAUAACCUCCAGAAGACGGGCAAGUUCCGCAUUAAUGAGGAAGAUAUAUUCACGGCCAUCAAAGACUUGAUGAUUGAGUGUAAAGGUGGAUAUGCGUGUGUAGCCAUGAUUGCUGGAUUUGGAAUCAUUGCUUUCCGAGACCCUUGUGGAAUACGACCUGUUGGAAUGGCGAGGAGGGACAUUCCCGGGACUGAUGAACACGACUAUCUGUUUUCCAGUGAAAGUGUAGUUGCAGAUGCAGCAGGUUUCAAUCAUUGGGAAGACGUGAGAGCGGUCCUUGUCCCUGAUAAACAGUUUGCACCCGAUAUUUUCGAAUGGGUCUAUUUUGCGCGACCAGAUUCCGUACUCGAUGGCGUCUCUGUGUACCGAAGCCGGAUGGCCAUGGGCGAUCUCCUGGCUGAAGAAGUGCGCAAGGUGUUGGACGCAAAGAAAAUUUCUGUAGACGUUGUACCCGAUACAUCUAGGGUAGCUGCCUUGAAUUUGGCACAAAAGCUCGGUCUACCGUACCGAGAAGGGUUCGUGAAGAAUCGAUAUGUUGAUCGGACAUUCAUUAUGCCCGGCCAACAAUUACG
This is a messenger RNA of Acaulospora colombiana, 705 nucleotides long. The record is from the annotation of a GenBank genome assembly. Lineage: Eukaryota; Fungi; Glomeromycota; Glomeromycetes; Diversisporales; Acaulosporaceae.